Messenger RNA from Adineta ricciae, 348 nucleotides. Lineage: Eukaryota; Metazoa; Rotifera; Eurotatoria; Adinetida; Adinetidae. The record is from the annotation of a GenBank genome assembly.
AUGAAUUCAUCAAUUCUGGCUUUCGCCCUUCUUGCCUUUAUGCUCGACAAUAAAACUGUUCUCAUCAUCAUUGAAUUAACAAUCGUAUUUUCUAUUCCAAAUGUACCAACGCAAAGCAGAUGUACAAACAUUAUUAGCGGCUACGAUGCGUCAGGUGGCGAUAUAGAUGGUAUUAAUCCAGGAUACGUUCUCAGUGCUGAUGCUUGUGCUGCAUUAUGCGAAUCGAUUUCUGUUUGUAAUCACUGGACAUUUCACACAGACAGUGGCCAAUGUUGUCUCAAGAAUAAAUCAUCAGAAAUCCGAGCCCAUUCUGGUAUGUAUUCAGGCAAUUGUACCAAGUCGAAAUAA